AUGCCAGAACCAACCCUCCCCACUGACCCCUCCGACCACGAACUGGUACCUCCCGCACCCUCUCCUCCCCUCCCACCAACCUUCCAUCAUCAUCGUCACCCUCCUAACAACCAAAUAACCCAACAGACCCAAACCCUCACUGAAGCUCUCACCUGCACAACCUGCCGCUUCCCCACGCCGCAAACCCCGCUCUCCCUCUCCCUCGCGCACGCCCUCCGCACCAACCUCUACAACCCAACCCGCGACCCGCCCUUCCACGCCCCCGAACCCGACGAACCGAUUUCCCCGCGCACGAUCCCGGACCCCUCGCCCCGACGCGGAUACCGCGCCCUCAUGAGCGCGACGCAGCGGCAUCUCUACGCGACGGCGCUCGAGGCGUUGGAGGCGGGAUACGCGAACACGGAUGCGAACGCGGAGGACGCGGCGCUGCGCGCGCGGUAUGCGCUGGACCUGCACAUCCAGGUGCAUUUGCUUGUGCGACGCGGGGUGUGGACGCUCUGUCGGAGUGGGGAGGAGGUGGAGGAGGUGCGCAGGUGGAGGUGGAGGGUGGGGGUUAUGGAUGGGUUGGGCGGUGGGGAUUCAAGAGGACAAGAGAUGGAUGGGCAGGGGCAGGGGAGGAAGCGGCUGACGCUCGGAGGGGGACGCGGGGGUUCGAAUGUGUCGGCCAUGGAGAUGUAUCAGCUGGCGCUGUGGAAACGGGGGUGGAUGGCGCGGCGGCAGCGGGUGGCCGAGGCGAGGAUGAAGUGGGCUGCGAUUGUAGAGGAGAGGCGGCGGCAGGUGGCUGCAAGGGACGCGAAGGAUGUGAGAGCCGCGGCGGCUGCGAGGGUUAUCAAGGUGAGGUUGUAUUGCUCGCAUGAGGGAUGCAAGAGUCUCAUACGCGAGGUCGAAGUCGAGCGCGAGCACGGGUAG
This is a messenger RNA of Aspergillus clavatus NRRL 1, 909 nucleotides long. RefSeq lists its product as uncharacterized. Bases 1 to 909 code for a protein of 302 amino acids. The record is from RefSeq and is a predicted model, not a curated record. NCBI's taxonomy places the organism in Eukaryota, Fungi, Ascomycota, Eurotiomycetes, Eurotiales, Aspergillaceae. The transcript has a single exon.